Molecule: messenger RNA, 1173 nt
Organism: Cotesia congregata
Lineage: Eukaryota; Metazoa; Arthropoda; Insecta; Hymenoptera; Braconidae
Source: the annotation of a GenBank genome assembly
AUGGAUGCAAGAUUCAAUCGCUUUCUUUUAAACUGUUAUAUAAUUAUUUUCAAAAUAUGUGGACUGGCUUCGUGGAAAGUGAACAUUGUUAAAAUUUUUGAUCCUAACAGUAAUAUAAACAAUUCAGUGUAUUCAAAUGCUACCUACAAUUACAAAUAUUUUAUCAAUAUUAUAUUAAUAUUUAUGACAAUAACAUACAUAAUAGUCAUACGGACAUUGAAAUUGUGGACGGUUAAUACUGGACUAAUAGUAUCGAGCAUUGUUGACAAAUGUUUAGUGUUUUUUGGAAGCAUAAAUGUGAUCAUAAUAUGGCUGAUGAAUAUUUCUCGCGAAAGGACGAUUGCUAAUAUCGUCAAUGAAAUAUCAAUUAUUGACAACGUCCUGAAAAAAAUAAAACAUUACGAAGUUAUGAACAAUUAUAGUAUGAACUCUAUGUUAUUAUUCAAGUUCAUAAUUAUUAUUUUGAACUUGUGUUGUUCAUUUUUUAUUAACACGUCGAUUACAACUCCACUGUGGGUAGCUUCAACCACUGUGAAUAGUAUGGUAUUAAUGCAAUAUGCACUCGUUUUGAAUGCCACUUACCAUCGAUUCAAAAGUAUGAAUACAAUGAUUACAAAACUUGGGAACUUAAAUACGGAAAUUGGAGUUAAUACUUUAUUCACAGUAAAACAUCAUCUCGAUGAGUCAAUUACUUCAGAUAUUGUGAACGCUAAUCAUGUCAAUAUGAAACUAUGUGCUGUUUGUAGUGAGCUUGCAGAUUUUUACGCGAUUCCAACAUUAUUAGCGACGAUUAUUUAUGUUGCUUCAGCUAUAUUUUUUCUGCAUUUUCCGUUAACACAAUUAACAUUUACCAAUCAAAUGAAUUUUUCUGUUGCGAGCUAUCUCCAUAGUUUCGGCACUUUGAAAAUUCUAAUUACGUUUGCACUUCUGACGACGUAUGCAACAAAAAUAAAGAGAGAAUUUGAGAAAAUGGGAUACUAUCUUCACUUGCUACUAGAUCAAAAUGCAGUUGAUAGAAAGACUGAAGAAGCGCUCGUAGAAUUUUCAAGAGAACUUUUGCAUCGAAACGUUAAAUUUACUACUUAUGGCAUCAUGUCAAUAGACAAUUCUCUUUUACAAGUGAUACUUGGAAGUAUAGUAACUUACCUCAGUAUUUUAAUUAAAACAAAUUAA